GGGGGAAAAUGAAAGUCUUUUAUUCACUGGCUCGCUACUUACCAUUUGCUAUGUUGGGUUUGCGUUGCUACGCCGCAGUUAAUACUUCUUUAAGCUACGAUCUGUGCACGCUGUUUUAUGGGAUGAAUGCAUGGCUGCAAACAAUAUCAUUCUUAUUCGCUGAAUUGAUCUUCGUGUUGCGAACAUAUGCGAUUUGGGGACAUAAUAAAAGAGUAUUGGUAAUACUACUAGGCAGUAUAUUUGGUACCUUUGUCGGAAUCAUCGUCUUAAUCACGACGGUUAGGAACGACUUCAUCUCCAGCCCAUCCCCCGCGCCAAUGAUUACACCGUGCUACGAAGAUACACAAUAUGAUGUUAUAUCUGUAGCAUACGUGCUUUUAUUUCUUUUGGAGCUAGAGAUAUUACUUUUCACUCUUUAUCGCGCGCUUAAGCACUACCGAUUCAUGCGUAGUAGUCAGUUACUGCAAGUUUGUAUUCAGCAUAAUAUCUUCUAUUUCGCUUGCGGCUCUGCCUUCUCUGUUGCCAAUAUAAUAAUUACAUUUUUAUGCAAGCCCACAUACAAUGAUUAUCUCUUUUCAAAUAUACAAGCAGCUGCGCAUGCAAUGCUUGUGGCAAGGAUGCAAAUCAAUCUAUGGAAAAGGGAUCAAGCCAACAGUGAAGCUUCCUCAGAGCCGCUCUCCAUAGGUCAACUGGAUUUCGCUCGUUCCUUGCAGACUACAUCCGCCUCUAUCACAAAUUUGUGAGAUUUUAUGCAGUGCCUUGAUAGAUAACUUUGAAAAUCGCCGGUAGCCGUUGUAGUAUUACAAUUUACAUAUUUAUUCUAGGGGUCUCCUUCGAAGUCAGCCUUUGAACACCAAAAUAGUUAGAUUUACCAAUGUAAAUUUGAAAUUCUAGCUCG
Messenger RNA from Serpula lacrymans var. lacrymans S7.9, 898 nucleotides. RefSeq lists its product as uncharacterized. The coding region runs from base 9 to 743 and encodes 244 amino acids. NCBI's taxonomy places the organism in Eukaryota, Fungi, Basidiomycota, Agaricomycetes, Boletales, Serpulaceae. The transcript is spliced from 11 exons. The record is from RefSeq and is a predicted model, not a curated record.